AAGGGGCCGAAAAAGUCAUUAGCACAAUAUAAUAUAAUAAUAAUCAAAAUCGAUUUUUUGAUUGUGUCUAAAGCAUCUAGCUGCAUAACCGAAAAUUUAAAGCAUUCAGCAUGCUCAGAAAUUGAUUAAAUCAUCACGAAUUCGAGAAGUACAGCACAUCAUGUUAGCGUGUAGUGAGUAACAUUGAUCGUGUGACAAUCCCAGUUUUCACAACAAACAAGGCAGUAACAAUGAGUAGACAGGCUUCCACUAACACAGCCAGACAGAGAAUCGACAGUUUCGUCACCGUGAACGAGAAACCGGUCGACGACAUAUCGUUGCAGUUUUUCUACAACCCCCACACGAUCACCCUGCUUGCCAUAUCCAUUGCUGUGGUCAUUUAUUUUGCUUUUGUUAGGGACACAAACAAUGUCGAGAACAACAUCUGGGCGGGAAUUGUGUGCUGCACGUUCUUCUUCCUCAUCAUCUCAGUACUGGCGUUCCCGAAUGGACCAUUCACACGUCCGCAUCCGGCUGUCUGGCGGAUCGUCUUCGGGAUGAGCGUGCUCUAUCUGCUCGGAUGUCUUUUCAUUCUGUUCCAGAACUACCAGACGGUCAAAGAGAUAUUGUAUUGGUUCGAUCCGCAGUUGAGGAACUUCCACAUCGAUAUGGACAAGGAGUACGGCGUCAACUGUUCGGAUAUAACGGUGGAACGCCUUUGGGCGCACGUAGACGUAUUCGCGCUCGGCCACUUCCUCGGCUGGCUCUUCAAGGCGAUACUGAUUAGGCACAUGGGUAUAUUGUGGGCGAUAAGCGUUAUGUGGGAGAUCACUGAAGUCUUCUUCGCCCAUCUGUUGCCGAACUUCAUCGAGUGUUGGUGGGACGCGCUCGUCUUGGACGUGCUGGUCUGUAACGGUCUGGGCAUUUGGUGUGGCCUGAAGAUCUGCCAGAUUCUGGAGAUGCGGGAAUACAAGUGGGUCAGCAUCAAAGACAUACACUCGACCUCGGGCAAGAUCAAAAGGGCGGUGCUUCAAUUUACGCCCGAAAGUUUCACGGCAGUACGCUGGCUCGAUCCGAAGUGCUCGUACAUGAGGAUCUUGGCUCUCUGUCAGUUGGUUUUCUUUUGGCAGACGUCCGAGUUGAAUACGUUUUUCCUCAAGCACGUGUUCGAGUUGCCCGCCUCUCACCCAUUGGUGUCCGUACGUUUGGGACUGAUAGGGAUAAUCGUGGCCCCGUCGGUGAGGCAGUACUUCGUAUUCGUUACGGACACGACGUGCAAAAGGGUCGGUACCCAGUGUUGGGUAUAUGUGUGCAUAAUGGUGGCAGAAGCCCUGAUUUGCAUCAAGCAUGGACGCGAACUGUUCGAGAGAACGCAGGCAAUAAAUAUAAUCUCGUGGUUGGUGAUCCAAUUCAUCAUCUCGUUGGGCUGCGUGAUUUGCUGCGUGCUGUGGAACAAGUACUUCAGCCCCGAAUACACGUCGAGGGAGAACAGUCCCGUCAAGGGAAGGGUGAGAAGUUACAGCGAGGAUUCGCACAGGAAAACAAAUUAGUGGUCGCGGUGUUGAUUUCAACGACAGGAAAAUCUCAGUUUUAGUUUUUAAGUUACGAUGCACCAUCACUUGAGACAAGUACGAUUUUUUCAAUGGGAAAUUUAUGAUUGAGAAAUUAUAAUUAUUAGAGACGGUCAUUUCAAAUGUUUCUAGUCAAUACGGCUAGUUAUAGUACAUUACUUUAAUGCCAUACCAGAUAUUUAUUACUUUCUGCACAUGGAUGCUUGUUCCUGUUUUUGUCCAUGUAAUAAAGUUUUUGUAUAUUACAAAACUAAAGUGAAAAGACAGUUAGGUUUAUAUUCAAGUCAAAUAUAUUGAUCAUAAUGUAUCCACCAAAGAUGUAAAGAUCAAGAUUAAACAUUUUUUCUUAA
Aethina tumida (small hive beetle) is the source of this 1900-nucleotide messenger RNA. RefSeq names its product phosphatidylserine synthase (gene l(3)77CDf). The coding region runs from base 231 to 1529 and encodes 432 amino acids. Gene Ontology annotation, molecular function: L-serine-phosphatidylethanolamine phosphatidyltransferase activity. Gene Ontology annotation, biological process: phosphatidylserine biosynthetic process. The record is from RefSeq and is a predicted model, not a curated record. The transcript is spliced from 2 exons. NCBI's taxonomy places the organism in Eukaryota, Metazoa, Arthropoda, Insecta, Coleoptera, Nitidulidae.